AGUAGCAGUUGCAGCGCUAGGCUCGAGCUAUUCAGGUGCGGUAGGAUCUUGAAGGAGUUGUACUGAAGAAACACUGGAAGCUUUGCUGUGAGAAGUGGUCAGGACACACAGUUUUCUCUAGUGAAGCAAACUGAUGGAGAACCAGUGCUCACCAUGUACCUCUUUGUGCUUUCCUUUUGUUCUUUGCUACUACUGAGCCUUCAGCAAGAUCCUGGUGCAGUAUUUCAGCGACGUCGUUCCUUAAUUAUUGAUGGCAAAGAGGAUGAAGAUGUUACAAUUCCUUGUCUUUUGAAGGAUAAAAACAAUUCCAGUCCUCUUUUGGUCAGAGCAGAUGGUAAACCUUUGCCUCAAGGUCUGAGCUUCACUUCUGAUAUUAAUACUGGAGUAACUAUACAUAAAGUUCAGAGACAUUUUGAAGGAAAGUACAAAUGCUCAGUCACAAAGAAUGACAGGACUGUGUUGUCUGAAGAUUACCAGCUGGAUGUUGAACCAGUUCCCAAGGUUCCUCCAGAAGUGAGUGUCACAAAACAUGAAGAAGUUCUAAAAGCAGGAGAACAUUUUCACGUAGUCUGUAUAAUAAAAGAUGUAUUCAGUACAGUCUCAGGGCAGUGGCUUUCACCAAAUAAAACUCCUCUUCGUGUUGAAAACAGAGCCCGUUUUGUUGAUGGCAACUAUAAAAAAGAAAUAGGUUUGGUCAUACCUUCUGUAACAGUCAGUGACUCCGGGUUGUAUACCUGCCAUGCAGGCAAUAUCCGUGGAAUAUCAGAGUCGACAGUAUUUCUGAAAGUAGUAGAAAGAGGAUUUAUUAACGUCACAUCUCCUGAGAAUACCGUUUUAUAUGUUAAUGAAGGAGAGAGUCAAGUGUUAGCAGUGCAUUUAAAUGCCUACCCAAGGCCAGAAGAAUGUUACUGGAUGUAUAAUGACCAGAUACUGCCAAAUUCCUCUGAGAACUGUGCUGAAUCUAUGCAAGAAGAUGGAAGCAAGAUAACCGAGUAUACUAGUGAGCUUAACCUUGUCCGGUUACGAGGAACAGAAGCGGGUACUUACACAUUUUUUGCAUCCAACUCAGACACCAACUUCUCUGUGACAUAUAAGGUCUUUGUCAAUACUAAACCAGAGAUCCUCACAAGUGAAGGUCUGGAAAAUGACCAGGUCCGAUGUGUUGCCACAGGAUUUCCAGCCCCACAGAUAAUGUGGUAUAUUUGUGCAGGGGCACAAAACCGAUGUAUGGAUACACCUGGUGCUUCCCAAGAGAACAGACACAUCAUGUCUAGAAAUGUGUCCACUCCUGCCUUUGGAAACAUCGAAGUUGAGAGCACUGUGGCAUUGUCUAAUAAACAGAAUCAUAAGACCACUAUAGAAUGCGUAGCCUACAAUGAAGCUGGACAAAGUUAUGCCGUCUUCAGGAAUAACAUUGAAGAGAGGACUCAUGCCCUUUUUACCCCAUUGCUGAUUGGUUUCGUAGCAGCGGCUGUUUUGCUGUGUAUCAUUGUAUCAGUUCUCUCCUACAUGUAUCAGCAGAAACCCAAGUACCAGGUUCAGUGGAAGGUGAUUGAGGAGAUAAAUGGAAAUAACUAUGUUUAUAUUGACCCUGCUCAGCUUCCAUAUGACUACCGCUGGGAGUUUCCAAGAGACAGGCUCCGCUUUGGUAAAACUCUUGGUUCUGGAGCAUUUGGAAAAGUUGUUGAAGCUGCUGCUUAUGGACUGUCAAAAACUGAUCAAGUCAUCACAGUGGCUGUUAAAAUGCUCAAACCAAGUGCACAUUCUACUGAAAAAGAAGCCUUGAUGUCAGAACUUAAAGUACUAAGUUAUCUUGGCCAGCACAUGAAUAUUGUUAACCUGCUAGGAGCUUGUACAACAGGAGGUCCUACUCUUGUUAUUACAGAGUAUUGUUGUUAUGGUGACCUUCUGAACUUUCUGAGAAGGAAGCGAAGCUCAUUUGUUUGUACCAAACCUGGGUCAGACAGCCGAAAUACAGCUGUUUAUAUGAAUCUUGCAUCCCAGAAAGAAACAACCAGUAAUGUCUCGGGUGAAUACAUGGUAAUGAAGCCAGCUCCUCCUGGGGUCUCUCCUCUAUCGUCGAAUAAGACAAAAAGACGUUCACAAAGGCAAGGAUCUUGGAAUGAUGACGACAUUCACACAGAUCUUUUGGAGGAUGACUCAGUUGCUUUGUCUGUAGAAGAUCUUUUAAGUUUUUCUUACCAAGUUGCCCAAGGCAUGAACUUCCUUGCUUCUCGAAAUUGCAUUCAUCGAGAUUUGGCAGCUCGGAACAUUCUUCUUACUCAUGGACAUAUAGCCAAAAUAUGUGACUUUGGCCUUGCCAGGGAUAUCAAAAAUGACUCCAACUAUGUUGUGAAAGGCAAUGCUCGUCUUCCUGUGAAGUGGAUGGCACCAGAGAGCAUAUUUGACUGUGUGUAUACAUUUGAGAGUGACGUCUGGUCCUAUGGGAUAUUGCUGUGGGAAAUAUUCUCAUUAGGAAGCAGUCCUUAUCCCGGAAUGCCAGUAGACUCCAGGUUUUAUAAGAUGAUAAAGGAUGGAUGCCGGAUGUGCAUCCCUGAUUUUGCAUCCCCUGGAAUGUAUGAAAUAAUGAAAACUUGUUGGGACUCGGAUCCUUUAGCAAGGCCUUCAUUUAGAAAGAUUGUGGAGAUGGUGGAAAGGCAGCUUUCAGAGAGCACAAAGCAUACUUACAUAAACCUUGCAAACGAGUUUGCCAACAGGGAGCAAACUUUGACACGGCGUUCUGUGCGCCUAGAUUCUGUGGUUAGCAACACUGGGUCUACACAGCCAAUUCUGGUACAUGAAGACGUGUUCUAUGAAGAUGAACAGAGUCCGAGGAGACAUCAUGUCUAGAAAAAAGUGCCCUUCUCCAGCUCCUUUAUAGGCACCAGCUUUCUUCUUUUUUGAAGGAAAUGAGCAGCGGCAUAAAAUGGUCGCACUCGCUGCUUGAAAGAUUAGGCCUAUCCCUCAGAGAUUCAGUACUUGCAUUUAUGUAGACAAAAUCGAAACUGAACUUGUCAUCAAUGUUUUUGUUUGAUUUCAUAAAGUGCUGUUCAAAAAUGUUCUGUUGAUUAUGUUCUGAGCUGAAAAGAGGUUCAUUUUUAUAAUGACUGAAUGUGAUUUUAUUUGCAAUAUUUCUGUAUUAAUAUUUUCCUUGUAAAUGAUUCGUAUGAACAGAGGGAUGCAGCUGCAGGCAUUUCUGCAGCUGUUAAGAGACUAGUCUACUAAACGUAGUUCAUAUUUAGAGACAGAUGAAAAAAGUGUGCCUUUCUAAUUUCAGUGAUGACGUGAAGUUUAGAGUUGCUGAAUCUCUCCAACACUGGCAGACUUUGUAGGACAAAAUGCUUUAUGUAAGGACUGCGUUUUUUUAGUCUGCUGUGAAUUACUGAACUGCAAAUGUGUCCUUUGCAGUUUGUUAUAAGAUUCAAAUCACGUUGCAGUUUUCCUAUUACAUGGCACUUUUUGAAUGACUGCUGCUGUUGCAUUUCAGUAGAGUGCUUUAAAACACAGUGGACUUUUAACUGUGACCUGGUGCUUCAGAUAGGUACUAGCAUACAUAAAAGAAUGUUGUUCCCUUCCUUUGUUAUUUCAAACAUCUGAAGCUGCAUUUGUUGCAGUUGUAUAUUAGCUGCUUGUAGCAUGCACAGUGCUUUAAGCAGGUUCUGAGGCAGUAUAUAGUAGCAUUUUCAGAAUUAUUUAGUGCUUUAAACAGGUUGUGAUAUGACACUGGGACUGAAAUUGUAUAGCUAGCUAUUAUUUAGUAAUUUCUUUACUGUUUGUCUUUUGUUAAAGUACUUAACCAGGGCAUGAAGAUACCACAGUGAGACUGAAAGUGCUAUUAUUUUGUAAUAUCUGUACUGAAGAUCCUUUCUUCCAGUACUUAACAAAGGCAUUGCAGCCUGCAGGCUAGGGCUUGAUGCAUGUCUUAUGGCAGGUUGCACCUUUAGUGUACAUUAUUAGGUACUUCAGGUAGGUACUUAAAACUGUGCAUUAUAAGCCACCUAGUGAGACACUGAAAUGUUCUGUACAGUUACAGUUUUCAAGAUGCUCUGUGUUUUUUACUGUAUAUAUUAUUCCUGCAGUAUCAUUUCCUUUGUUUGCUUGUAAUAGCUCAUUCCAAAAAUGCCUGCUGUAUACACUCUAGCUUAAUAUGUUGGGAUCUCCUUCUUAGCAAGAUUUAUUGUUAUCAUUUUUGUGUGUUAUACUGUUCCAUGUGAUAAUCCAGUACCACUGAGUGUGCAUUGGCUGAAGAGCAGGAGCUUUGUGCUGUCAGCUUCAUCAGAUGGAUACUGCAUUUUGUUUCAAGUACACUUUCACAUGUAUAUGUGUGUAUGUGUCCAUGUCCUGAAAGACUAAAUGUUUUUCUCAGUUAUUUUUCAAUUGUAUGGGAACCUACCUUAUAAUAAUGUGAAGCACCUGAAACUAUGGGCUGUCUGAUAAACACUGAAAAAUACCAAGAUUGUUUUACAGAAUAUGUUCACUGGAUAUCUGGAUAUGGAAAGUUAGUUGAUUUCAUGACUAUUUUGUUGUAAAUCUGUACCUAAGUCAGUGCUUGCUGAGUCUGUGACAGUGAAUGCAUUAUGGUUAUGUGGAGCAGAUGCUGCGACAUAACAAGGAAGAACAGUAGACUUUGUUAACAUGGAGACCCAGUUACUUCAGUCUUAAUCAGAGCUCUGAAAACUAUAAAAAGGGAUGUCCACAUCUGAUCUAUUGUCCGAAAACAGUUGCUUUGGAAAUGUGCAUAUCUCUUCCUUUGGACUGUGUUGUUCAUGUAUCGCAUGCAUUUUACUUCUUCACUUUGUGAAACCUCAGAGCUGCAUUUUGAGUCUGAGAUAAUACUCAUUUGAAGAAAAUGACCACUUGUUUGAAAAGUGAAAAGAAAAAAACAUAUGCAUCAGUAGAACAGCACCAAAGUCUCAAAGAGCUUUCAAAGCAACUCCAGUUGAUUACAUCAUGUUCCCUUUGACAAAACUUUGACCAUUAAGUACUUUGUGCCAUAUUCUGAGUUACAAGUGGUCUGUAUGACAAAGCCUUAACAGUAAUGGAAGCAGACUGGCACAGGUUGCUUGGGGUCCAUUAAAAGAAAAUGGGACAAGCUGAUGCCUAGAAAUAAAGACUCCCAUUAUCAAGAUCCAUGGAAAAGAAUGCCACGCAUUUAUAAGAAACUCACUAAGAAGCUUUGGAUGUGUUUUUUAUUAAACUAACUGACAUUUUACAGGGUAACAGACUCCAGAUUCUGACCACUGCAAAACAUAUUGCAUUAUAUAGGGCCUUGUGGCAGUGUGUAAUGUGGUCGUGACUGUCACUCAUGCAGAGUACUGUGGAUUCUGUUCCAUUUAUUUCUUGUGGCAUCCCUCUGUAUUCUGCAUGCCGUUAUCACUGAUCCUGGCUUGUCAGCUCUCUCUCAGAUUUAACAGAAAGUCGUUUUUCAGAAAUGCUGUGGCAAAAUACUAUGAUCUUUAGGUUUGCAAGAGUUGGACCCAAGAACUUUCCAGAAGAAGUGAAUGGAGAAAGGAGUUGGAACUGAAGUCCAAACACUUCCUGUCCAAUAUAACCUUUGGUUUCAUAAUUAUUGUGUUGCAUGCUGUAUUAUAAUAUAAGGCAAUGAGGUUUCUAACCUUUGCGUGACACAAGGCACUUUUGACACUAGCAGGUUUCACCCAUUAUUCCUGAAAGUUGUUUGUUUUGUUGUUCUUUGCCUUACUCUGUUUCUGUGUUUUCAUUUUCCCUUUAUUUAAAUGUGAAGCAUUGUCAGGUCCUUUCUAGGAGAUACUCGUGUAUUAAUAAUUAGCACUUGUACAGAUUACUGCUACAGCAAUAUAGUGGUGAACCUAUCUCAAACCCCUUGAUAUUAAUUUUUCAAAAGGUUUCUUUUGGUUUUGUGUACAGUACCUCAGUAUGCAUUCUGGUCUUGUGGGCAGAUUUCUCUGUGUUGGAUUAUGGUAAACUCUUCCGUGUUUCAUAUGUCAAUAAUUUGGUACAGUAGAAUAUCCUGCAGUGUUGUCUGUAAGGACUGUAGUAAGUUCUACAGCCUUUCUCCUUCACUUCAAGUUAAGUUAAUGAUAAUGUUCUUUAUGAGUGGAAUCACAUAGCUGAGAUCUGUGAGCCUGAAGGAAACCUUUUGAAAAUCUGGUUAUCUUAAUGAAUAUGGUUGUAUAUGUAAUGUCUCACACCUAAUUCUGAUACAGAUUUUUGUAUGUAUAUUUAUUUUUUUAUUUAACUUGCUGAAGCUUUAUUGCACAUUUCACAGUAUGUUACUGUGUGGAGAACGAAUUCUUGAUCUCAUUUUAUGGUGUGAGGUACACCAAAAGCGAUAGAGAAAGGCAGCUGAAAUCUGUUUCAAUAAAACAGGGAAAAUGGUAGUUAAUUUUACAUAGGAUACCCAUCCAUAUGUGUUCAUGGUUUGAUUAAAAUUACAGUGCAUCAAAUGUAUGUUGUUUUUAUACUCAAGUUACCUACCAUAUUUCAUUUAAAAAAAACAAUAUAUGAGGAAAAUGCAGAACAUGCAAAGCUGGUUCAUGCUUUUCACUGACCUUUAAACUGUUUAUCAGUGCCCUGUAAGACACAGUGAUGUAACAAUACAUAUUUUAUUUGUUAUCUGUGCCUACAUGUAGCAUUGUAAUUUUCUGUUUUUGGUUUGAAUUCUGGAAAACCAUGCAGCUGCGUACUGAAGGUUGUUAAGUUAUUUACUGUUGUCAUCUUGGCAUGUCAUCUGUGAUUCUUGUAAACUUCCUGAAUCUGUGUAUAUAGUUGAACAUAAUUUGUUAAGAUGUUUUGUGUAUAUUUGCUGAAAAUUGUUUUAGUACAUCAUUAAACUAUAUUUUACUUUCCAAAAUCAAAACCUGAAGAGGGUUUUAUUGAUCAAAUACUGUGAUUUUUCUGUAAACUAUUAAUCAAGAAUUUGCUUUACAUUAAAAUUAAAACACUUUAUAAUCAUUUGGAA
Molecule: messenger RNA, 6940 nt
Organism: Protopterus annectens (West African lungfish)
Lineage: Eukaryota; Metazoa; Chordata; Ceratodontiformes; Protopteridae
Product: mast/stem cell growth factor receptor Kit-like
Exons: 20
Coding region: 154-2850 (898 amino acids)
Biological process (GO): Fc receptor signaling pathway; multicellular organism development; B cell differentiation
Cellular component (GO): signaling receptor complex
Molecular function (GO): ATP binding; cytokine binding; transmembrane receptor protein tyrosine kinase activity
Source: RefSeq, a predicted model, not a curated record